Amborella trichopoda is the source of this 2470-nucleotide messenger RNA. It is a transcript of the gene TBL7, whose product is annotated as TRICHOME BIREFRINGENCE-LIKE 7. NCBI's taxonomy places the organism in Eukaryota, Viridiplantae, Streptophyta, Magnoliopsida, Amborellales, Amborellaceae. The record is from RefSeq and is a predicted model, not a curated record. Gene Ontology annotation, cellular component: Golgi apparatus. Gene Ontology annotation, molecular function: O-acetyltransferase activity.
UGCAUGAAAUUUCCACUAUAAAGUUUUUUACAAGUAACUAUUUUGUUUGAAGGAGUUAUUGUAGACAAUGAUCCCACGAGAGCAUUCCAUAGGAGCCAAUUAGUUUUUCAUGAUUCAACCGAAACAUAGAUUUGUUGUCUGACACUGAAGUUGUACUGUAAUUUCAACACAGGUGUGUCUUUCUCCCUAAAAUCUAAUAAUAAUAUUGAAUUUCUCAAUCCUUCCUCUUGUUUCAUGGCUGCCAACUCAGAGAGAAAUAAUUCCCUCUGAAAACCCAAAUUAGGGUUUUUGAACCCAAAAGAGAAUAAACAGCGUCGAAUCCAUUUCCUCAAUUCAAUGGUUGCACCUAAUUUUCGCAACCAAUUUACGUCUGUUUCAUGGACACAUACCCAGCUUUUUUACUCUAGGUUGUAAUUUCUCUCUCUAGGAUUUUCUGUUGGACCUGUUUCUCUUUUUCAAGGUUCCAUGGUUUUCUCUUCCUUUUAACUCGUUCUAUGCAGUACAGAUCUAGAGAUAGACCUAGUAUUUGUUCUUAAUGAUGGGAUUAUGCUUGAUUUCUUGCUCUAGAGCUUUCAUCCCUGCUCCUGCUUUCUAGGUUCUUUUCAAUCUCUCUCGUACAUUAGAUAUAGGAAUAAACUGCAGAUCUAGAGAAGAGGAAUCAAUAGAAUUAAUUCUGAAAUUGUGCAAAUUGGGUGUUGGUUUGCAAAGUAUUUUUUAAGGCUGCCUUACCAGUGUUCGUAAGAGCUCCAUAUGGACGAAAAAAUUUUAAAGAUAAUAGAUGAAUGGGUGAUUACUGACAAUUGAAUGUUGCCAUGAUUUAUUUGUUUAUUAGGCAUUGUAUUGCAACAAUUUUAUGAUUUGUUUAUUGGGUCGAAGCAAUCUUGAUGUUAUAGAUAUUAUUGUCUUAGAAAUGGAAUUAAGACUUGUAAAACCAUUGGAAUUGAGUUACAGAGAGUUUUGUAUUGUUAUUUGAUAUUGGAGGGGCAUUUUUUUUUUUUUUCCGUGAAAUUCAUGAUGGGUCUCCCUGUUACUAGCCCGAGAUCUCAUGUAGCAACGGAACAGAAGACUCCUAUGAGUAAUGUCGGUCGAAAAAGCUUCAAUUCUCGGGUUUCGGUGCAUAGAAAGAGCUGGGUCUCGAGAUCUUUCUACCUAUUGAUGGUGAUUUUUUCUGUUGUUUCAACUUAUAUAAUUUUAGGUCAAGAUUAUAUUCAUGUGUUUCCAACCAUUGGGCAGAAAAGUUUUGAUGGGAUCUUUGGAUAUUGGGCAAGCAAUAAAAGCUGUAAUGUGUUCAGUGGAAGCUGGGUUAUUGAUCAAAGUUACCCAUUGUACAAUAGUUCUCUUUGCCCAUUCGUCGAGAGAGGUUUCAAUUGUGAGAGAAAUGGGCGGCCGGAUAACGAAUACAUGAAAUUAAGAUGGCAGCCUCAUAACUGUGAUAUCCCAAGGUUUGAUGUACAAAGUGUAUUACAAAGGCUUCGGGGAUUACGGAUUGUUUUUGUUGGUGAUUCAAUGGGCAGGACACAAUGGGAGUCUCUUAUCUGUCUGCUUAUGACUGGUGUAGAAGACAAACGCUCUGUAUAUGAAGUGAAUGGGAACAAAAUUACAAAGCAAAUCAGGUUUUUGGGUGUUAGGUUUCGGUCCCAUAAUAUCACCCUGGAAUAUUUUCGAUCACCUUUCCUUGUACAGAGGAGCAGCCCACCAAAGAAUGCUCCUAAAAGGGUCAAAUCGACUGUUAAGCUGGACAGAUUGGAUUCUAUUAGCAAGAGGUGGAUUCAAUCUGAUUUCUUGAUUUUUAAUUCAGGGCAGUGGUGGACACAUAUGAAGACAUUUGAUGUGGGCAACUAUUUCCAGGUGGGUGACACUCUGAAGCUCGGCAUGCCCAUCACCACUGCCUUUCAAACCGCCAUAACAACAUGGGCUUCAUGGGCUAAAGAAAACAUCAACAUGAAUCGAACCCAUGUCUUUUUUCGGACAUUUGAAACAUCUCACUGGAGAGAUGUUGCUUCAGAGAGAUCCUGCCGAUUGACAAGCUAUCCGAUGUCAGGAACCGAAGGUCUCGAUCAAAACCCAUUUGCCUCAAUUGUAAGAGAGGUUGUAUACGGCAUGAAAGCACCUGUUAAACUUCUUGACAUAACGUACAUGUCUGCCUUGCGAUGCGAUGCUCAUUUGGGAAAGUGGAGUGACACACCGUCUGUGCCUGAUUGCAGCCAUUGGUGUCUUCCAGGUGUUCCGGAUGCUUGGAAUGAGCUCCUCCUCACCCUUACAGCUCCAAAAAACGGGACACAACCAGCAUGAGAGAGAGAGAUUUGAUUUGUUUGGUAACAUUCUUUAUGUAAAUGAGUGAAGUGCAGGAAACGAAAAUGUUGGUUUUGUUUGGCAUGGUUGAAUUUCCACUGAUCAAAGGUUGGUGUGAAAUUUGCUUGAAAAUCAGUAAAUGGUCCGUGUGCGUGUGUUCGCGGUGAAAUUUGCUCAA